UUCUGCCCGGGUUCAUCUGAGUCUGUAGGUUGACAGGGCUGUGACAUAUGACAUACCUGAGACAGGACAGGUAGGUCAACAUAGUUUCACUCGGGUGAAAGCUGAAGGAGGCGCGAGCUAGACGCAAACUCACCUGCUGCGCGUGCUCGUCUUCUUAUAACAAGUUUGGCGAGAGGUUCACUUCUUCCACAAGUUUCCAGAAAGACUCUGUGGAAACCUCACAGCAUACAUGGAUGGUGAUUCGCUGUUUGGUGUCUCAGGUCUGAUUAUGGAGAGUCCAGUGAAUGGAGAUCAUCGAGAUGCUAGUAACACAAUCAGAGAAAACCAUGUGUGGCCGGACGUAAAGAGUUUAACCAGAAGCAACGGCAUUCAUCAGAUGCCUGAGUUUCUAGACGACCCCUUCCCAGCUCCAGACUGGGUGUUGUUUCCUCCAGCUGAUUUUUAUAGUGACAGCACACCCAAUGGGUUCCAGACCACAUCUACAUCAGACAUUUGGGGCGAAGACACAGACAUUUUCCAGCCUUUUAAAGAGAAAGCAGACCCUGAUGUGACGCACAGCAGCUCAGCCAAUCAGAACACAGAAUCCUGCUCUUCGUCCAAUCAGAGGGAUCCUCUCCUGGAAUUCAUCCUAUCCAGACAGAAGAAAUCCCAAGCCACGCCCUCCCCAGCUUCACCAUCCGGUCCCGUCAACGCUUUCCAAGAAACAUCCUCUGAAACGAACGGUUUCUUCCAGACUCCUUGGCUCUCCACCUCUCCGUUCGUUUCUAACAGAAGCCCAGCGUCUGAAGAUGUUUUCAGGACGUCCACCGCAGGAACCAAAGUCUCCGACGUCGAGACGUAUGAUCCUCUGUUUGACCCUCAGAAUCAAGCUCCGUCCGAACACAAGAGCCAGUAUCAUCAGCUGUUCACCCGUCAAGAUGCAAAACAAGACAGUGGCAUGUCCCAUGAUGCUUUGCUCAGUGGAGGCGUUCAAGAGACAACACCGUUCACAAACGUCUCAAACGGAGACCUGAUGUUCAGGAGGCUCCCGCCCAAAGCUGCCCCUCGCAGUAAAGCCCCGAAGAUCCCCCCCCAGCCUCCUGCUCUCUCUCAGAUGACGUCGGCUGAGACCGAGAGAGAUCUGCAGGUGUUUGAGGACGUUCUUCUCAUCGGUCAGGAAAGGUGUGUGGAGGACUGGCCUGAACACUCUUCAGAGGAGAAACCUACGGGGAAGAUCAGGCUUCGGAGAGACUCUGUGAAGAUUCCAGACGCGUCUGAUGGAGCAGCUGAUGGGACGGUGAAGAGGAACGGGAAGCAGACUCUGGGAAGGAAACUGAGACACUCGCUGCUGAUCAGGAGGAGCUCGAAGGAUAUAACUGGAGAUGAACUGAAGAUCUCCGAGACGAACACAAUCUCACUGAAUCGAGGCUCAAAGCUCAUUGAUGGCACAGACGAGUUCUUCACUCCAGAAAAAGAAGAACAGAACGGAGCUGCCGAGCACAAACCUAAGAAGUCAAGACCCAAGAUUAUCACACACCGCAGAGGAUCGAAGGUGAAAUCUGCUGAAGCUUCAGCUAAACUCUCUCCAGACUAUAAGGAUGAUUUACCGUCCUCGUCCAAACAUGAGGAUCUGGUGGCGUGGGGAGAGAAGAAAGCAGAAGAUGUGGACUGCACACCGAAGCUGCAGAAGUUCAAGCCUCCUGUGCCACGACGACCGUCAAAGUCCUUCUCCAAAGAUCCCUUUGUGGAAGGUGAUGUGGAUGUCGGCGCUUCAGUCCAAGACAGUCACCAGAUGCCAGAGGUGGACACACAUCUGGAGGAUGAAGAGAGAAACACAGAGACUGACGCACAGAAACAGAGAAAGAAAGUGCGAGUUAAGUUUGUUCCUCACAGAGGCUUUGUCAUCGGUUUAUCUAAGGUUGACAAGGCUAAUCAUGAAAGAAAGGAGGAAACACAACAUCUCAAGGACAGUGAUGACUCUGAGCUGAAGGGAGCUCAUGGAUUCACUCCUCCUCAACAUCUGAAGGAUGAUGACGGGUUUGAUGAUCUGAAGGGAGCGUUUGGUCACACAGCUCACGGGUUGAAGGAAGACACAGUACUGAAAACUGAAGCUGGACGGAGUUAUUCACCCAACAACGCUCAGAGUUCAUAUUCUAACGGCUUUAUGAGUCCUGCAUCAUGGGAUUCAAAGCCGUCUGAUCUGGAGACAGAUGUCCAUAAAUCCUCAGAUGUCUUCAGUCGGUCAGACAGCUUUGAGAAACAUCAGGAGAUGACAGAGUGUCGACCGAAGAAAUCGCUGAAGUUUAAAGUCCCUCGCAUUCCUCGCAGACAAUUAAAGAGUGCUGAAACCCCUGAGAUCAAGCAGAGCAAAGAUCGUGACGCUUCAGAGAUGAAGAAGCCUCCUCUUCUGAAAGUGCCUCCUCUUCUGUCCCAUCGAGACUCGAAGAGCUUUGAGGACCACGAGUUCCCUGCGAAGGGAGCAGAUCUGUUCAAGGCGGAGGACGAAGGCUGGGAGGAAUACGAACCGGAUAACAAACCCCAGAAACCUCGAGAGACUGACACACAUCGCAGAGAGCCACAGACUAAAGACAUGAAGGUGUUUCCUGAAGAGUUUCUGGAUCCUCCAGGAGCCACGUCUGGAGACUUUCACCUGUCUGAAGCUGCCAAGGCUGAGUGGAUAUCAGCUCAGAUGGACAUGAGACGACUGAGAGCUCAGGAGGAAGAGCAGCCGCAGGAGGAAGAGGAGGAUGAAGGGGACACUGACAGUCUGAUGGAGUGGUGGAACACAGUGGACUACUGGGAUGAAAUAACCCCUGAGACGAUCAGAUCUAAAGAAGAAGAGACCGUAUCGUUUAAAGCGGUCGCUGAUAAGGUCCACCGCAGUCUCCGUGUGUAUCUGAAGCUGUUCAUGGAGCGCGCCGAGCUGCUCUACCAGCACGUGCUGAUCUUAUACGGCAUCGCCGACGACCUCAGCAACUUCCACCACCGCACUAAAAUCGCCAACAUCACGGGAGGAACGACCACCGCGGUGGGAGGAGCCACAGCUAUCGCGGGGCUGGCGCUGAUUCCUGUCACCUUCGGGGUGUCCGUCAUCAUCUCGGCCAUCGGCCUCGGCGUGGCUACAGCGGGCGGCAUCACAGCCGCUUCGGCCUCCAUCUCAGACACCAUCAACAACAUGCACGACCGUAAGAAGAUUGAGCUCAUCAUCAUGGACUACGAGGCGCAGCUGGUGGAAAUGCAGCGCUGUUUGCUGUUCAUCAUUGAAGGUCUCUGUCGACUGCGCUCUCAUCCACUUCUGCGACGAAACAACUACUACACCGGAGACUGGGAGGUACGCCGCGCACUCCAGACCAUUAGCUUAGUUGAUGGCCCAGUAGAUCAGGCUGAAGAAAUAAUUCGCAACACACUGGCCAAGUUAGCCAGUCUGCAGAAAGGAAUAGACAAGUACUUCACUAAAGACUUGAAGGAGGUGAAGAAGGGCUGUAAGAAGGAGGUGACGGCUGAGGUGCGGGGUCUGGCCAAACAUCUCCACGAAGGUUUAGCGGAGCUCAACUCCAUCAGAGAACAGCUGCUCGACGCCAGCGGAAACAUCUAGUAGAUGUCAAAGUUUUGGUUCAGCUGUCUGCACUCCCAUUGGCUGUCGCGGCAGUGCUUUCCUGCUCAUUUGCAUAAAGUGGAAUGGCGAUUCUCAGCAGGUUUCUACUCUUGAGAUCAAAUGAAGUCCAGCUGCUUUGUUGAUUCAAAUCACUGUCAGUGUGAACGCAUCUUACAACUUCACCAUAACUGGAUUGAGUUCUCAUGUAAUGAGAUCUCUGAUGAUCUAUAAGAUUCUUCAGAUAAUGUUUUCCCAUUUGAACCUCAAUUCCUGUUGUGUUUUACUGUGUGGUUCCCAUCACGAUGGCUGUACAACCUGAGAACAGUAUAGUCUUCAAAAUUAUUUUAAUCUGCCUUUUUUUUUUUUGUAACAUUGUCCGCUGCCAUUUGUAAUUUGAACGUGUUUGGGUUCAUUCACGUCCAGUUAUUUUAAUAGUUUAAUAACUUGUGAUAUUGCUUGAUGUUGCAGACUGGUAUUUCUUAUUAUAUUUUAUUAUUUUGUAUAGUCGUAUUCAUAAAGAAGAGUGGUAGAGCAUUGCAUCAGCAGUGCAAAAGGUCAUGGGUUCAAUUCUCAGGGAAUGCACAUACUGAUAAAAAAAAAAAAAAUGUAUAGCCUGAAUGAACUGUAAGUAGCAUUGGAUAAAAGCAUCUGCUAAAUGCAUAAAUGUAGGCUAUGUGUAAUAAACAAGCUGGUUUGUAGCUCACAUACUUCUAUCCUACUCUACACAUUGUUAUUCACAAUUCUAUUCUGCAUAUGCUGAGAGUGAAGCCACAGACUAAUUACUUUUAUGUCCUAGGAGAUUUUACGCUUUGGAAGAAAUGUUUUUUUUUUUAUGUAUGCUCUUAUUUUGCACAUUAACAACCCUAAAGCUGUUACACACUCACACAGUCUUUCAUGUCUUGACAUUAUGUUGUGCAAUACAGCAAUGAAUUGAUGAUUAUGUUCAUGGAGAUAUUUUAAUAAAACAAUAAGAAAAAAAAAAAAAAAAAAAUGCGGUGUGGGUGAAUGAAAAACAUUGCUGAUCAAGUGUACAUUUAACCCUAUAAACCAUGAAAACUUCCCCCCAAAAAACUUUUCAGACGUGUAUAAAGAACUUAAUGAACCGUUAUGUUUCUAUUACUUUAGAUUGAGCUAUUUUUAUCUACAUACACAGUGGGUCCCUUUAAAUGGAAGUCACCACCAUGUUUCUACGGUAGCCAUGAAGGGACAAACUGCUCUACACAGCGCGUUUCGUGACUUGCGUGUUGUUAUUGUGAAUAAAACACUGACACAAUGAUGAACAAGUACUUUAACAUUCACAAUUCCAUCGAUGGAUUGCAUAUUUAAUUAAAUAUAAUUCUUUGAUUUAACUUGUGUAAAGGAAUCUAAUUGCUCUCUGUCUUGACCAAUGAC
Carassius gibelio (silver crucian carp) is the source of this 4966-nucleotide messenger RNA. RefSeq lists its product as uncharacterized. The record is from RefSeq and is a predicted model, not a curated record. Lineage: Eukaryota; Metazoa; Chordata; Actinopteri; Cypriniformes; Cyprinidae. The transcript has 35 exons. Gene Ontology annotation, biological process: lipoprotein metabolic process; lipid transport. Bases 230 to 3574 code for a protein of 1114 amino acids. Gene Ontology annotation, cellular component: extracellular region; membrane. Gene Ontology annotation, molecular function: lipid binding.